AUCAGUCAUCGUCACCACCUAUCUCUUUCUUUUCUCUACAUUCACCUUCAUGUGCUGUAUCACUGUAUAGGAAAUUAUAUGUUUUUUUUUUGUUUAACUUUAUUUAUUAUUUUAUCCAUUCCCGUAUGGAAUGGCUUACUGCUGUCAUGGCUUGGGACAAUAGUUGUUACCUACCUCCUCCCUGAACACCAAAUCUGCAUCGAGCAGCGCCGGCUCCCUUUGCCCAGAAUAAGGCGACUACCGAUGUACUACCUCGAAGAGCUUCGGAACGUUUUCACGACUCUCACUCCAAGCUAUGUAGAGUACAUACCCUCAGCGGGGUGGGUACCUACAUAGGUAAAAUACCUCAGGUAGACAGAUGGUUUACCUCUU
This is a messenger RNA of Daldinia caldariorum, 372 nucleotides long. RefSeq lists its product as uncharacterized. NCBI's taxonomy places the organism in Eukaryota, Fungi, Ascomycota, Sordariomycetes, Xylariales, Hypoxylaceae. The record is from RefSeq and is a predicted model, not a curated record. The transcript has a single exon. Bases 79 to 336 code for a protein of 85 amino acids.